CAAUUUUCAUUUUGAGUCCAAAGGAGGAGAGGCUGCAUCAAUUAGUAUGAGAAACAAAAAGGUCCUUUCAUCCUCAUCAAGUGUGUAAUUAGAGUGAAUGAGAGGACAGAGACGGAGAGAGAGAGAGAGAGAGUCAGGGUUAUGGAUUACUUUCUAAAGUGUGUAAUUUGAGUGAAUGAGAAGACAGUGAGAAAGAGAGAGGGAAAGAGAGAGAGAAGGGCAGAGCUAUGCAUGAUUUUUUUUUUUUCCGUGCAGGGGCGUCAUGUUGCUGGGACUGGAGGUGGGAGGCUUUCCUGAGGUUUUUUGGGGUGUUGCAGGGCGUCACUCUGGGGCCUCCCUCUGCCCAGCCCCUUCCAUGAGAAUGAGUUGCAGGGCUGCUCAGGUCCCAAACUGGAAGGCAGUGCUUUGAAUGGAGAACGAGACUCGGGCUGCACCGGUAACAUGAGAGUCCUGCCCCUGGUAGCGUGUGCCUUCUUGGCCCUGCUCUGUCUGCCUGAUCCCGGCCGCGGAGCAUCCUAUUUUGGAGACAGUUUCUGUAAGAUACAUGCCAUCCAAGACCUCUCCAACUUCGAUCUUUCUCUGCAGUUCAAGACAAGCAAACGGAGUGGUCUUCUUCUCCUUGCUGCAGGUGUUCAGGACUACCUGUCUAUAGAACUCUACAAUGGCAAGUUACAGGCAAGAAUGAAUAUGGGGUUUGGAGAGGUAGUCCUUUCAUCAUCACAGGGUCUUCAGCUAAACAACCUUCUGGACCAUCAUGUAUCCAUCACUCUGAAAGAAUCCAAAUUCACAAUGGCAGUUGAUGACCUAUUUACCACUGACACUGAUGUGCGAGAAGGUGAAGAUGACCUCAACAUUGAUAUUGGUGUUUUCCUCGGGGGCAAAGACGACUUGGAUGCGUCAUAUCUCAACCAUGCUGUCCCUCCGUUUCGAGGCUGCAUCACUGAUGUCAAGUUUGAGUCUCAUCAGUUUGAUAUACUUGCCUCAGAAACCACAGACUGUCAAGACACAAAGGAGCUCUGCAGUGACGAGUUUGAAGCUGCCGACGGGGAGGCUAUAAGCUUCAUCAGCCCUGACUCCUUUGUUUCGUUGCCCACGUGGGUCAGGACCAGCAGUGACAUUCACACUCUUGAGCUGUUGAUGAAGACCACUAUUGAAGACGCUCUCUUGGCCUUUCAUCCUGGACGAGAGUCAGACUUGAUAGCUCUGGGUGUUGUGGGUGGGUAUUUGAAAGGGGUGGUGGACUUGGGCAAUGGCAUUGUGGCGCUUGACAACCUGAAGGUACAGCUUGAUGAUGAUCAGUGGCACAGAAUUAGAGUUCAGGUCGACUCUGACAAGUUUGAAAUGAAUGUGGACAGUCAGUCUGUAUCCAUUCCCAUAAGUGGGGAAGAUAAAUUGGACUUGAUUGGGAAUCUGUAUUUAGGAGGAAUUCAGGGCAAGAUGAAAGAUGUAUUUCGAGAGGCAAACUACUUGUCACGGAUGGAGGAACAAGUGACGUCAGAAUCAUUCAUUGGAUGUUUGGGGGAAAUUAAAGUGAACGAAAAGGACAAAAGCCUUCAGGAUGCAUUGGUCACUAAAGAUGUGCAUGUUAAGUGUGAGGGCGAGGACUAUGAUUACUCAACUUAUGACGAAUUUGAGACACCCACCACCACUGCCCCUGUUCGAAUUCGAUAUGUUGAUGUAAAUCCUGAAGAAAGACAUUGUAUCCCAACUAACGACAUGCCAGAAAUCUUCCAAAAUGUCACAAAGCUUCUUGAUUUCACAACUUUACUUGUUCCUGAAGGAGGCGAAGCCUACUUAGACAUUAACAACCUAAGCCCAACCUUUGAUAUAGCUGCAGCUGGCAUCCGGCAAUCUCAAAUCAUUUUCACUCUUGUAAAUGAUCCCUGGUACGGAUUAGUGGAUAUGAACAUCAACAGCAGACGAACAAAGAAAUUUACUCUCCUGGAUGUUGUCAGUAAGAAAAUUAAGUAUCUUCAUGACGGAAAUGAAAGGUAUGGUGACCAGAUUGAACUUGAAGUUGUAGCCCAUAGUAGUGGCUUCCUUCCAGACUGCCUGAAAACCCCUCGGCAGUAUGUCCUUCCAGUGGAAAUCAUCCCUGUCAAUGACAUCCCCCAACUGAGCAGUGGGGACAUCGCGAUCACUGCAAAUGGACGCACUCGUCUGAGCCCCAACCUCAUAAAGAUUGUCGAUUCAGACACUCGGUGUGAUGACUUGAUUGUUCGUGUGAUCGCCGAGUCAAACACACCAGAGGGAUACCUAGAGAAUGUGCAGCAGCCAGGAGAGAGCAUCAGUCAAUUCACUUGUAGGCAGUUAAAGGAUGGGCUCAUUUACUAUAUACAUAAGGGUGGGAGUGGAGCAGGACUGAAAUUAAUGGUAUCGGAUGGUCAAUCUUCUAGUGAGCCCACCACAUUUAGGCUAUCUGUGACACAACCACAGAUUAACCUUGUGACCAACACAGGUGUUCUUAUAUCUCAAGGUGGUAAUUCUACCAUUGGCAUACAACAAUUGGCUGUUUUCGUCACUCCCAGAAAUGGAGAUGUUUUAUACAAUAUCACUCAACCUCUGAGAUAUGGUGAACUGCAGUCAACCACUGCAGGUAAUGAUGUGCCAAGGAAGGUGACCUAUUUUCGGCAGUCAGAUUUGGAACAAAACCGUUUAAGGUACAUCAGCACAGACACAAGUGAUCAGGAAGAAAUAGUGACUGAGUAUGUUCAGUUUGAUGUCCAUCUUGGACAACAGUCACUGACAGACAACACCUUUCUGAUCAAGAUCACACCUGCUAAAGUGAGGGUGACAAAUAUUGUUCCAUUGGAGGUAGAGGCAGGGCAGCAAACAGUCAUUUCACAAGCAGAACUUCAGGCAACAGUGACUGGAACAACCUUGGAACUGGAUUCAAUACAAUAUAUCCUCGUGAAGCCUCCAACCCUGGGGACUCUACAGUUACAAGGCAGAGAACUCACAGAAGGUGAUACAUUCACUCAGCAAGAACUGGCAAGUGCCCAUAUCAGCUACAUGCCAACAGUCCAAAUAGCGGUCGAUGUGCCGGACCAAUUUCAGUUUAAAGUGUUAGCGGAGAAUCAGUAUUCUCCCAUGUACACGUUCCCAAUUACAAUCCUGGCUGACUCAAACACUCCAGUUUUAACCAACGAGCGGCUCACUGUCCUUGAGGGAGGGGAGAACAUCUUAAAUAAAGAGUAUCUCUGGAUUGAGGCACCCAACUUACCAGACUAUGUGUAUAAAAUUUUGCAAGGCCCACAGUAUGGUCACCUCCUUAGAGAGUCUCCACCAGGUUAUCCCAGGUUUGAAGGUGCUGUUGGAGUGUUCAGUAAUGAAGACCUGCUCUUGGACAGGCUCAUUUACAAACACGAUGGAUCUGAAACAGGCGACGACUACUUCACCUUCCAGGCAUAUGAGCAAACAGAGGGCAGUGUCAGUACUGACAAACAGGAGUCCUUGAGUGGAACUUUCAGGAUAUCAGUUCAGUCUAAAAAUGAUCAUGUGCCACAACGUGUCAUUGACAAGACCUUCAAUGUGGUGCGGAACGGAGAGAGGUUGUUGACCACGGAGGACAUCCUGUUUGACGACAACGACUCAGACUUCAAUGAUACUCAUCUGGUUUAUGUACGUGUAGGAAUUUUGUCAGGUAACAUAGUCUCCACCGCAGAUCCCUCCCAGGCCCUGUACCGCUUCACUCAAGCCGACCUGAGGGACCACAAAGUCCUCUUCGUUCACCAUGGGGCGGAUCGUGAGAGGUUCCAACUUCAGGUCUCUGACGGUUUGCACAAGACAACAGCCUUGCUUGAGAUCCAAGCUGGGGAACCAUACCUUCAUGUGGUGAACAACAGCAUCGCAGUCAUGGACCACGGCAGUACCAAGACACUGAACACAACUUUGCUUAGCGCUGACACAAAUGCGUAUGUCCAAGAUGCCAGUGAGAUUAUAUACGAGGUGACAGCACCCCCAAGUGAUGGGAGGAUCAUCGUCAGUGGAAUUGAGGCCUCACAGUUCACACAAAAGGAUUUGAAAAAGGGUGUGGUGUCAUAUGAACACCAUGACUACAGUUUAAAGUCAAAAGAUUCUUUUAGCUUCACAGUACGAUGCAAAGAACUCUCAGAAGAUGGAAUAUUCAGGAUCAAAAUCUUCAAACAAGGCUACUUGUCUGAACCCAAAGUGAUCAAUAACAAGAACAUAAUCUCAUAUGAGGGAGAACAUACAGUAAUAGCCCAAGAUCAUUUGAAGGUAGAGCAACCUGAUAUCCUGCCUACUGAAAUGGUGUAUACCAUUAAAGAUCCCCCACGACUGGGACACGUAGUGAAGAUGAUCAAUGACUCCGAAAGCACAGUGGCCCCGGUGCUGGACUUCAUCCAAACCUUCACACAGGAGGACAUCAAUAAGGGCCGCAUCCUCUACGUGUCCACCUCAGUCCAGGGCUAUGAUGUCUUCACCAUUGAAGUCAGCAAUGGCUUCACCACAGUGGAGGACCUGGAGGUGCAGAUCAACAUCGUCCCACGGCUCAUCCCAGUUCAAACCUUCAACUUCACUGUGAAGGAAGGGGGGGCCGUGGCGCUGUCACAGGAGCUGCUCAAUAUAUCCCACGCCUUCUACAGGAUGGCCAAUAUUGACUUCAUAGUGGAAGAGGCCCCACAGCAUGGAGAUAUUCGUUACCUGGAGGGGGACGAUUUUGAGCUGUCCUCCUUUACCUGGGAUGAGGUCAAGAGGAAGGUUGUCUACUACCUGCACGACAGUACAGAGACCACAGAGGACAGCUUCACUCUCACUGCAUCUGACUUUGAGAACACCAGAAGAAGCUUCCCCAUCACUUUUGGUGUCACCGUCAUCCCCAUCAAUGAUGAGCCGCCAUUACUCGAGCGCAACACAGGAAUAGAGGUUCUUGUUGGUGAAGAGGCCGAAAUCACCAAUACGGAGCUCAAUACCCAGGAUGCGGACACACCGAAAGAUGAAGUGAUUUAUUCUGUUGAAGUACUCACUAAUGGGAUGGUGGCUCUAAAAAUAUCUCCUGAUGAAAGCCUUGACAAUUUCACUCAGGCACAAAUCGACAACGGCGAGAUCAUUUUCAGUCAUCAAGGCUCGGAGUCUGGGGGCUUCAGGUUUACCGUGACGGAUGGAGAGCACACAUCACCGCUUUAUCAGUUUGUUGUCACCGCCAGGCAGCCAACCAUUACCGUGGAAACAGGAGAGGAACUCAUGGUGUUCCCAGGGACCAAACAGGCAAUCAGCAGUGGUAUGCUGAAGGCUGUGACUGAUGACAGUGGAAAUGAGCUCAGGUACUCGCUGCAGAAACCGCCUCGGCGCGGGAGACUCAUCAGGCAGAUCCAGAGAAACCGGUUUGAAGAGAUAACGACCUUCUCACAAGCAGAGCUGGAGGCUGGAAACAUCUACUAUGAGCACCAGAUGCCCGAGGAACCCUUCUGGGUUGUACGUGACUCGCUGCAGCUGCAGUCGUCAUCACCUUCGGCCUCGGCCGUCCUCCUACCCAUCACCGUGUCUUUCUAUGCCGCCGAUCACAAUGUUUCAUCUCAGCUCUGGAAGAAUAAAGGUUUAGACGUAGUGCAAGGCCAGAGUAAGGUCAUAGACAGCUCCCGACUGGACGCCUCCAACCUGCUGGCCAGCCUCCCUGAGUCAGAGCGUGGCACCCAGGAUGUGCUGUACAAGGUUAAGGAGUUCCCCGUCCAUGGCCGGCUCACUCUGGGUGGUGUGGAUCUCACACACGACGCCCCGUACUUCCUCCAGGAAGACGUGAACAGCGGUGACCUGGAGUACCAGCACGGCGACUCUGGGGCCUCCUCUGACAGCUUCUCCUUCCGCGCUUGGCUCAACCCGCACAGCAGGGGGCCCUCCAGCCCACCGCAGUCCGCUUUGGUUCUGGAGGAGAUCUUCCACCUGAGCCUCCGACCACGUGACUCCAGCCCCCCGGAGCUGGUGAGCUUGGAGCUGCUGCUGGAGGUCCUGCAGGGUUCCACGGAGGUCCUCUCCAAGCAGUACCUCAACACCAUCGACGAGGACAACACCCCUGAUGAGGUGCGCUUCACCAUCAUCAAAAGCCCCUCCAACGGCCAGCUCAUCAACACUGAUACCAAUGAACAAAUCAGCGAAUUCACCCAGGAGGACAUUAAUGCUGAUAGGGUGGCAUUCGUAAGUCACGGAAGCCUCUCUGAGGGUUUUAUGGAGUUCACAGUCUCAGAUGGCAAGCACCACACCACGCCAUACACACUCCAUAUUGGCAUUCUGGCCCACACGCUGGUGCUAACCAAACCCGCAGAGAUCUAUGUCCUGCAAGGAGAUGAUGAAACCCCCAUCACCGAAUCCAUGCUAAAAGCCAGUACUGGUGGACCCAUUGAGGAGGAGGUCCUCUACAAAAUCAUCGGCACGCCUAAGUACGCCGCUGUAAUGGUGGACAGGCAAACAACCCACGCCUUCACCCAAAAGCAAAUCAACGAGGGUCGGGUCAGUGUGCGCUUUGUGGCGUCGACGUCACCUCGGGACAGCAUACCAUUCCUGGCGCGAAGCAGAGCUGCCAACGUUUCUUCUGUCCUGAACAUCACAGUGAAGCCACUGGCGAAGAUAGCAAAGGAUCCGCUGCUUCCCAGAGGUGCUACUGUCCUGGUUGAUGGAAAGCUACUAGACGCAACUCCGCUUGCCGACAAGGCGAAGACACUCCCAACAUUCACAGUCAUCCAGAAGCCAAAGUCGGCACGGUUUGUUAAAAUGAAAGGCGAAGGGGAGGGCGAGCCUGUGAACACCUUCACACAAAAGGACUUGGAUGACGGACUUGUUGCACUAGAGAUCCUGAACAACACGGGUAAACAGGCAGGGACUGACGGUAAAGACGAGGCCCGCUUGCUUCUCAAAGCUCAUGGGGUCCCGCCUGCUGAGUGUGUCCUACCGUUCACCACUGCCCCCUACAGUCCCACAGGUGUAUAUGGAGCAACAGUCAUAAAAAACCCCAAAUUACCUGACAGCAAGGAUACGCAUCCAAGGUGGAGAGGAGUGGGCCCAACAACAGCCGCCCCAAAUCCAGGUUCACACAAGACCCCAAUGGUAUCCAGACGGGGCACCCUGUGGUCCAUCCUUAUUCCCAUAUUGAUCAUCCUCCUGCUGUUGAUUCUAGCUGCUGUUCUGGCGUACUAUCUGGUGCGCCGGAAUAAGACGGGAAAGCACGACGUUCAGACGGUUGCCACCAAGCCCAAAAAUGGGGACGUCAGUCAGGAGACAUUUCGGAAAACAGAUCCUGCCAAUAACAUUCCUAUGUCCAGCAUGGACUCAAAGGAGGCAGAUCCUGAGUUACUGCAGCACUGCCGGACAACAAACCCUGCCCUGAAAAAAAAUCAGUACUGGGUAUGAGAGCUCACCACGAAUAACCAAACUGUCCUAUUCCGAACACUCACUGUUGAGCCUGGCGCAGGACUUUUCCUCCUCUAGCCUUUUAAAAUGACGUUUGCCAUAUCAGUAUAACAGAUGAUAGAUCGUGUUUGCUCUUUGUCUGAAAAACAGAAUGAAAGAAAAAAAAAUCUGCAGUUGUCUAUUCUCAGGUUUUUGCACAAUGCAGAUUUCCACUGACUUAAAAAAAAAAGAAGGUAAUGUAAAGCUAUACACAAAUUUUGCUAGAUUUGUCUCUAUUUAUUGUAGGACAUGUUGGACAUAAACAUAUUUUGUGUUUGAAACUCUUUUUAGGUUUGUUCCUACAAUGAACUUGUGCUCUCUUAGUAAUAUCCUGUCUCACAGCUCUACAAGCAUAUUUUAGUAUUAGUUCUAAAUGUGUUGAAGUAUGUGUACAUAAAAUCUAAAUUCACAUUUAAUGUUUUGAAGUAACUCCUAUAUGUAUUAAAUGGGCAAGUUCGCCAUUUUAGUGUAUUUUUGUUUUAUUUUUCUACAAAUGUACAAUAUUUGCUUUGUCUACCGAUAUAACUUUUGAAUCCUUAGGCUAUGGGUGAUAGUAUUGCUAACACAACUGAAAUUCUCGCUUACAUCCACUGGACUGACUUAUGGCACUGAAGAAAUAUCUGCAGCGUAUGCAAUUGCAAACCACAGACAGGAAGUCACUCACCAGUGGCUGUUAGUAAUACAUCCCAAAGGGCUGGCAGGAAGUUGUGAGGUCAUUUUCAACUGAUUUUCCAGAGUUGUAAAGAAGUUGCGAUGAAGUAUUGCUCUUCACUGUUUGCUUUUAGGAGAACAUUUUCCAUGAUAGAACAGCUACUGUAUAACAUCCAUAUAUCUCUCCGUUCUUUUACAAAAUGUUGUUAUUUCUGAUACUUUUCUUUUAGACUAGUUUAGAUUAAUGAAUAACUGAAUUUGAAUGUUAAUGCUUAGCUUUGUCUAUAACCAACAGCCCAAACUUUAGUGUUAACAUGUAAAAGUGCCCUUUAAUCUGUCAUCUUUGCUAUAACCUGUGGAGACAUAGCUUUGUUUAACCUAAACACUUUUCAGUAGUGUAUGCACUCCUCAAAUAUGUCCUAAAAUUCUAAUACGGAUGUCCACAUGGGUGCAACAGAUUGUGUGCUAAAAAAUAUAAUCUUAUGAAUAUAUAUUUACUGUAUAUAUACAUAUAACAUAAAGCUUGCUGAUCUGUUGUAACAGGUCUAUCAGGCAGAAUGCCAUUUAACACUACAUUUUGAUGGUGAGAGUCAUGACAUUAAAAUAAUUUCAAAUGAAAUGGUACCAGUAUAGGCUUGCAUAGUAUGAAGUGUUAAGAUGAGUCACUGGCCUAUAAUAAAAUGUCCAGGUGGCAUAGUAUAGAGAUACUUUGCAUGUGUUGCAUAAGCAGCACUUGUUUUUGUCAUUUUCAGGAACAGGUUUUGUUUCUAUGGUUUUGACUUGUGUUGAGUAGUAGCAUUUGGCACAGCUGACUGAAAACAGCAGAAUGACUUUCUUACUUGGGUCUCUCUUUAUAAUGAAAUCGUUAAAUAGAAAUGUAUGAAAAGAAGAGACAUUUUGAUGUAUUUGAUAUGUUCUUAUUCACUUCACAUUCCUUUGUUAUGAUUUAUUCUGAAAUGUUAUAUCUUCUAGAAGUAUGCUGUUUAAAAAACUAAAAUGACACGUAAAACUACAGAGAAUAACAUUUCCUGUGUUUCUUUGAAAUAUUUUUCCCUCUCAGAUUAAGUCGGCAUAGUUGGCCUGUGCUGGUCUUGACUGUCAUAAUAAUUAAUGCUUGUAUUAUUAUGUUUCAUCAUUUAAAGUCAGAUGGAUUUUUAAGCUGUUACUAACCCCCUCUGACUGUAAUACAAAUUCUAAACAUUCCCUUAUUGUCAGAUGCAUUUGCCAUUGAGAGUCUUUCCAUAUAACUGAGUAUUUAUAUGUAUUUUCUUUUUAAAGAUUUUGGCUCGAACAAGACUGAGAUAUCUCAGGAAAUGUGUGUGUGUGUUUUAUCUGCAGUGUAUGAUAAUUCAGAUACAUUAUUCAAAGGCUAAGAGAUAGCUCAGGAAAUCAACAGUUUGUGUCUUUAAUGUGUACCAAUGGGAGUUAGGUUGUUUAUCUUGUUUUAAAAAAAAAAUGUUCAAGGGUCUAUCAGAUCUUGAUUUCUUGCGUUUGUCAAUAUUUCUUGUCUCCAGUAUCUUUAAGUAUACUACAAAAAAAACCUUUGAAUGGACUGACCCCUAAAGCAUACUCUUAAUAUUUAAUUUUACUUUCAACUUUUUGAUCGUUUUUUGACCACGUGUGGGACAUUGCCAAUGACUUUACAUCAACAGUUAUUUAUUUUUGUACUUGGCUAUGGCGGUGAGAAGGGUGCCAUCCAUGUUGAAAUUGUAACCCACCAGCUGCCGCGAGAAAGUUUGUUACCCAAACAUGAAAAAUAGAAAAUAAAGUCCAAAUACUGAAUUAAGAAAUAAAAUGGUUUUAAUUUUG
Clupea harengus (Atlantic herring) is the source of this 9861-nucleotide messenger RNA. It is a transcript of the gene cspg4, whose product is annotated as chondroitin sulfate proteoglycan 4. The record is from RefSeq and is a predicted model, not a curated record. NCBI's taxonomy places the organism in Eukaryota, Metazoa, Chordata, Actinopteri, Clupeiformes, Clupeidae. Gene Ontology annotation, biological process: anatomical structure morphogenesis.